AUGUCUUCUCACAAGACUUUCAGGAUCAAGCGAUUCCCGGCCAAGAAACAAAAGCAGAAUCGUCCCAUUCUCCAGUGGAUUCAAAUGAAAACUGGUAGUAAAAUCAGGUACGACUCCAAGAGAAGACACUGGAGAAGAACCAAGCUGGGUCUAUAA
Balaenoptera acutorostrata (minke whale) is the source of this 156-nucleotide messenger RNA. Its product is annotated as 60S ribosomal protein L39-like. Lineage: Eukaryota; Metazoa; Chordata; Mammalia; Artiodactyla; Balaenopteridae. The coding region runs from base 1 to 156 and encodes 51 amino acids. Gene Ontology annotation, cellular component: ribosome; cytosolic large ribosomal subunit. The transcript has a single exon. Gene Ontology annotation, molecular function: structural constituent of ribosome. Gene Ontology annotation, biological process: translation. The record is from RefSeq and is a predicted model, not a curated record.